Colletes gigas is the source of this 544-nucleotide messenger RNA. It is a transcript of the gene Trs20, whose product is annotated as probable trafficking protein particle complex subunit 2. Gene Ontology annotation, biological process: endoplasmic reticulum to Golgi vesicle-mediated transport. The record is from RefSeq and is a predicted model, not a curated record. The coding region runs from base 89 to 511 and encodes 140 amino acids. The transcript has 3 exons. NCBI's taxonomy places the organism in Eukaryota, Metazoa, Arthropoda, Insecta, Hymenoptera, Colletidae. Gene Ontology annotation, cellular component: nucleus; TRAPP complex; cytoplasm.
CAUGAUAAUGGUCUGUCAUCUGGUAAUACUGAUCUGUGGUGUCAUUUAGUCAGUCAUCUGAUGAACAUCGUUAAAAUCGAGUAACACAAUGACAGCUAAUUACUAUUUUGCGAUUGUCGGUCACGCCGAUAACCCUUUAUUCGAAAUUGAGUUUAAUAAUUCUGGAAAGGAUGCAAAGAAAGAAGAUUAUACACAUUUGAACCAAUUUAUUGCUCAUGCUGCAUUAGACCUUGUUGAUGAGCAUACAUGGAAGACAACAAACAUGUAUUUGAAAGUUGUGGAUAAGUUUAAUCAGUGGUUUGUGAGUGCUUUUGUCACUGCAACCCAUAUUCGAUUUGUUAUGGUACAUGAUAGCAAAAAUGAAGAUGGUAUAAAAAACUUUUUCAAUGAAAUGUAUGAAACAUAUAUAAAGUAUUCCAUGAAUCCAUUCUACAAAUUAAAUACACCUAUUAAAUCUGUUGGUUUUGAGAAAAAAGCACAAUUGUAUGGCAGAAAAUACUUAUCUUCCUAAGUCUUUCUAUUUAAAAUUUAUAUAGUAAUGAGU